Messenger RNA from Candoia aspera, 2294 nucleotides. RefSeq names its product leucine zipper and EF-hand containing transmembrane protein 2 (gene LETM2). The record is from RefSeq and is a predicted model, not a curated record. Gene Ontology annotation, biological process: intracellular monoatomic cation homeostasis. Bases 47 to 1453 code for a protein of 468 amino acids. Gene Ontology annotation, cellular component: mitochondrial inner membrane. The transcript is spliced from 10 exons. Gene Ontology annotation, molecular function: ribosome binding. NCBI's taxonomy places the organism in Eukaryota, Metazoa, Chordata, Lepidosauria, Squamata, Candoiidae.
UUUUUGUGUUAGGCCAUAGAUGAAGUAAACUGAUUCCAGGCAAAACAUGGCCAUCUACAGCUGUAGCAUAUUCCUUGCAGUAGCUAGGACUAGGGGAUCAUGUCUGCUUGUACACUCCUGUUGCUCCCUGUUCUCCUCAUCAGCCGCAUUUGCUCAGCUGGUGGAUUUCCACCAUAACGGAACUUUCCCGAAGGACUCUGAAAGCCAUCAGCUCCUCUCCAGUUCACAGCGGGGAAAUGGAUGGCCUCACUUGCUAAUUAGGCCCACACGGCGGAUGUUUCACACGUCAGCUUAUUGGCAUCAGGACAAACCUCGCCCUGAGCCAAGUACUGUAAAAACAGACCAUAGUGUGGCCAGUGCUCCAGACAAAGCCACAGAGACUGUCAGGAGAUCGCUGUGGCAGAGGAUUGUAGAUGAACUGAGGCACUAUUACAAUGGAUUCCACUUGCUUUGGAUUGACACAAAAGUAGCUGCUCGGAUGGUCUGGAGACUGUUACACGGGCAGGUCCUCACCAGGCGGGAGAGACGAAGGCUGAUGAGAACAUCAGCCGAUCUUUUCCGGUUGGUUCCUUUCUUGGUGUUCAUCAUAGUACCCUUCAUGGAAUUCCUGUUACCUGUAUUUCUUAAACUCUUUCCUGAGAUGUUGCCUUCAACCUUUGAAACUGAAUCUAAAAAGGAAGAAAAGCAGAGGAAGAAACUGAGUGCCAAGUUGGAGCUAGCCAAAUUCUUGCAGGAGACUAUCGCAGAGUUGGCCAGAAGAAACAAAGCCAGUACAGGAGAAGCCACACAGUUGUUCUCUUCCUAUGUUCAGAAGGUUCGACAUAGCGGUCAACAACCCAGCACCCAAGAAAUUGUGCAGUUUUCCAAACUGUUUGAGGAUGAGCUGACCCUGGAACACUUGGAGCGGUCACAGCUGGUCAUCCUCUGCAAACUGCUCGAGUUGCAGCCCAUUGGCACCAACAAUCUCCUCCGCUUCCAGCUUUUGAUGAAGCUUAGAUCUAUCAAAGCUGAUGAUGAGAUGAUAGCCAAGGAAGGUGUUAAUGGCUUGAGCGUGUCUGAGCUGCAAAGUGCGUGCAGAGCAAGAGGAAUGAGGUCGUUGGGCCUUACAGAGGACCAGCUCAAAGAGCAAUUGAAUCAGUGGCUGGAUCUGAAUCUCAAAGAGAAAGUUCCUCCUUCUUUGCUGCUGCUUUCUCGUGCCUUAUAUUUGACAGAUGUGAACCCCAAACCGAUGGUGGUGAAUACAACUGAGCCUCUGAAAAGCGAGGAUGCAGAAUUAGAUGAUGAUGAGACCUUGUUGGAUUCUGCCCCCAACGUGCAGGAAAGGAAGAAUGAAGAAUUCAUAUUGCAGCCAAAAGACAAAUUAUCAGUUCCUGAAAUCUCAGUCAAGCCUCCUGUGGGAGAGACUAAAAUAGAAGCCCCUCGGAGCAGCAAAGCCAGUGCCAAUGGAGUCUAACUGCUUUCCCAUUAAAGCGCUGGAUCCUCAGGGAAAAAAAAAAGCACCACCCUUGCAAUUUGCAAACACAUCGGCAGCUUUCAUCGACCGGCUCCUUCCCAAACACAGCCCCGUGACCCGGUGUUCUGGAUUUGAUUACUGUGUUUCAAAGCCAGGUGAAAAAGCACUUUGCAUCUAGGGCCAAGACUUACAUUGACAAUACAUCCGCGUAACUUAUUUUUGUAAAUAUGUACAUAAUCCACAGACGAGACCAGCUGUAACUUAACGCAGAGCUGUUUACCAUGAAGGUUUCUAUUCCUUAAAACUUUGUGAUGUAUUUUAAUUUUGUAAGAAAGACCUCCUUGCCACCCUGAGCCUUUUUCUACGAGAAAGUUGGGCUUCCCUCCCCUCAGCAGACUUGAACUUUAAAUUGUUUUAUGGCCAGUUCUUAAAAAGUAGGUCCUAGAGGAGGACCUUGCAAAUGAAGCUGCAUAAAAUUCAGCCACAUUUCUCAAAGUCAAGUGGGAUAAAUAGAGUAUGGAUAGCAUACUUUCCUUUUAGUAUGCAAAUAAAAUGGAAACCCAUGCAUUUUCCAGCUGGCUUCCUUCUGUUGCAUGUAUACAGCCAUACUGCCUUUCCCUUGUUUUUACUGAUUAGUGAAAAGAUGCACACUCCAGUGACUUUUCAAUUGUUUCAAAAGGAGCAAAUGCUAUGCUAAACACACAGAACUGGACCAUAAAUCUAUUUAAAUAGAGUAAGGAUCAAUUGAAGUAUGGAUUAAGUUGUAUAUAACUAGCUCAGGCAGACACUAUCAAUUGUAAUUUUAUUUUCUUUGUUAAUUAAAUUGUGGGUGUUGAAUUAA